AUGUUUGAGGAUUCUCCUUCUAAGGAGAUAAAAAGAAAAUUUGGUGGCAUGAAAGGCAUUCCCUCUAGAAGUUACAAAGGAAAAUCUCAUGUUGGUCCUGCUAGAUCAUGGAGUAAAGUUGUUACACCUACGAGGAAUAGGAAAGUUGUUUAUUCAAGAGAUUCUGAGUUUGAGGUCGAAGAGGAUGUCCAUGACAUCACUCAUAUGAGAAGAUCUGCUAUAAAUAAGCCUUAUGCUGCUAUGCCUGAGGCUCCACUGGACAAUGUAUCAUUAGAUUAUAUGAAGAAUGCUGAAAGGUGGAAGUAUGUCAUUAAAAUGAGGAUAUAUUUUGAGAGGGAAUUGGGUAAGGAUGCCCUAAAAUGUAAGGAGGUUAUGGAGAUUAUAGAAGUUGAUGGUCUGAUGAAGACUGUCGCAAAAUUUGGCACUUGCUAUGAAAGUCUAGUCAAGGAGUUUAUGGUGACCAUUCCUGAUAGGUGUGAUAAUGUGAAGAGUGAAGACUAUAGGAAGGUGUAUGUCAGAGGAAAUUUCAUAACAUUUUCUCCUGUUAUGAUCAACAAGUUUCUGGGAAGAUCUGGAGAACCCCAGGCUGAGCUAGAGGUUACAGAUGACCAAGUGUGCAAGGAGAUAACUGCCAAGCAAGUAAAACAAUGGCCAAACAGAGGAAAGUUGUUUGUUGGGAAGCUAAGUGUCAAGUAUGCAAUCCUUCAUAGGAUUGGGACUACCAACUGGGUGCCUACUAAUCACACCUCAACCAUCUCUACUGGGCUUGGGAAGUUUAUAUAUGUUAUUGGGACAAGAAGAGAUUUUGAUUUUGAGAAGUACAUUUUUGAACAAGUUCUGAAGCAGACCUUCUCAACUGUUGCGAAGAUGCCUAUCUGCUUUCCCUCACUCAUCUGUGGGAUAAUCCUAAACCAACAUCCUGGAAUCUUAUUUCCUAUUAAUAGUGUGAAGAAAAAUGAAUCUCCUUUAUCCUUCCACUACAAAUUGUUUGUUGGAACACAUGUUCCAGAUAUUGUACAACUGAAGGAGACUUGUAAAGAGUCAGAGGAUUCCAUAAGGUUUAGCACUGCUACAAAGAUAUAUCUUGAAAAAUUGAUGAAGGCUUUGAUGGAAGAAGAAGAAAAGAAAGUUGAACAUGAUAGUGAUGACAAUGUUAUAGCUGAUGUUGAGGACUCUGUUGGUGGCAAUGAUAUUGAGAUUGAUGUAGCUAAAGAAGAUAAAGGAGAGGAGUAUGCUACUGCAUACUCAGAUAGUCAGGAAGAUAUCUGA
Molecule: messenger RNA, 1269 nt
Organism: Lathyrus oleraceus (garden pea)
Lineage: Eukaryota; Viridiplantae; Streptophyta; Magnoliopsida; Fabales; Fabaceae
Exons: 1
Coding region: 1-1269 (422 amino acids)
Source: RefSeq, a predicted model, not a curated record